AUGGUGCUGCAAAACAAGUACAAAGCCAAAGCCUCGAGGCGAUACAACAACAACGCCAAAGCCUCCGAAAACGAUGCCGAGCCGGGCUCAUCAAAGCCUGGCUAUCGCCAACGAUUCGCCAACAGACCUCGACAGUCUCUGUCAGCAAAUGGCCGCGGUGGUGGUCUGACUGAAGCGCAUAGCAAAACAGAGGACGACGAUGACGAGGACAAGGACGAGGACAGUGAAGGGGGCUCCUCCGUCACCGGCAGUGACCAAGAAGAUGGAGAUGUCGAAUUUCCCAGUCUCGCAAAGGCCGCAACCCUGUCCGACAAAUCACAACCGACCGAAUUGGCCGAUGAUCCGUCAAAUCCGUCGAAAGGCAAAUAUGCGCGUCGAAAGCUAGGCGAAAGCAAGAUGGCAAGAUUGGAAAGAGUCGAAGCAGCAAAGGAUCCCAGAAUACAAGACGAUGAAGAGCCGGAACCCGAAGUCGACAUUUCCAGACUGGUUGCUCGUGUAGCUGCGCUGGGUGACUCUGCCGGUACACAAGCUGGCGUUUCUGAAGAGAUUGCUCGGAGCCGUGGUCAGCACGAGUCCGUUUCCGACGUCGAGAACGACAUUGAUCACAGCUUGGCCUACUUGCACGACAAGGAGCGGCAGCGCCAGAAAGCCAAAGGUCGAGGUGGAGGUGUGCAUGCAAUUACGGUUGAGAAUAGCAAGACGGCGUUCGAAGCACUCAGCGUCGACGCGAAUGGCAAUGAGAUCGAUCUGGAGGCGUUGCAAAAGGAGAAAGAGAAAGCAGACGCGGCACGUGCUCUCAAAGCACGUUUCCAAGGUCACGGCAUAGGCGAGCGUCAACGUUCCGAUGGCAGAUCACGUACUGUUCCUUCCAUUCAGAUCGGUCCCCACAUCGCGACCUCGUCAACUAGCGACAAUAGCUCCAGAACCUCCAAUGAAGCGUCACUCUUGGACGGCCUCACAGCCGACACCGAAUCCACGCUCGCUAAAGAGCGCAAAGGUAACAUCAAUGGCGAAACCGCAUCCGUUCACGCGAGUCGUUUGAGUUUCAGCACCACCUUCGGACGUCGCAAACCGCCUCUUGCCGGCAUCGUUCAGGCAGAGCAACUCGAACGGCCAAUGCUCGACAGCGCUGGUCGGUCAAAUUCAUCAGCGCAUCGCUUUGAACGCAUCGAUAGCUUUCUUGCCAGCCUCAAUGACCGCAGUAUCGCCGGUCAAGAUCCAUCGGUGUUUUCACUCAGUUCCAAUGGGUCCAAUGGCAACAAUCAGACGCGCCAGUCCCAACCAUUCAGCUCCGUUCGCUCGGGUCAUACGGUGGCUCCGCAACGUCCCUACCAUCAGACACGGAUCCAUUCUACUCCAGGGGAACUGGGAAGGCUCGAGAGCUUCUUGGACGAUAUGCUCGGCUAA
Molecule: messenger RNA, 1407 nt
Organism: Mycosarcoma maydis (corn smut)
Lineage: Eukaryota; Fungi; Basidiomycota; Ustilaginomycetes; Ustilaginales
Exons: 1
Coding region: 1-1407 (468 amino acids)
Source: RefSeq, a predicted model, not a curated record